Scatophagus argus is the source of this 5453-nucleotide messenger RNA. It is a transcript of the gene rest, whose product is annotated as RE1-silencing transcription factor. Bases 194 to 3190 code for a protein of 998 amino acids. Gene Ontology annotation, biological process: regulation of gene expression. The transcript has 6 exons. NCBI's taxonomy places the organism in Eukaryota, Metazoa, Chordata, Actinopteri, Scatophagidae. Gene Ontology annotation, cellular component: nucleus. The record is from RefSeq and is a predicted model, not a curated record.
UGACGUGAUGACGUCACCCGUCGUACGUAACUGGCUGUGGAGGAAUGUGCGGAAACUUCUGCUGCACUUUUCUUUCUGCGCUGCUCGUCGAAGAAAAAAGUCACAACGCUGGAAAAAGUGAAGGAAACUUGAGUAAAGUUUGGCACUAAAGAGUCGCUUCUCGUCCUUGUGGAGGUGAAAAGCUGAACUCAGCAUGGCUGAUGAGACAGUGUUUUCGGUGGAGAUGUUUCCUGUCGGUGUGCCUCUAACGGAGGAAAGCCAGAGUCUCAGUGACAUGCCUGGGAACUCACUGCCCGCCCCUCAGCUGGUGAUGCUGGCCAACGUGGCAGCGGUGACGGCGGCUGAAGGUGGUGGUGGCGAUGGCAGUGCGGCAGACGAGAAGGAGAUGAUGGAGCUGAAGACGGUGGGAUGCAGCUACUCGGACAGCGACGACGAGAGCAUCAUCAGGUACAGCUACGACAACCAGAACCACAGAGAGUUCUGUAUCAUUGAGUACCCUGAGUCUCCGGGCCCGGGCUUCAACGCUGUGGUUGUAGGAAAUGGCGAGGAGGAGCGAGAGGAGACCGAUGGGGACAAAGCUGAAGAUUUGUCUCGGAGUAGUCAGCCCCACUCCUCUGCCAGCACAAAAACACCUGAGAAGGAUACAAAACACAAAGACACUGCCGCCACUGCUCCCGCCGCCACUGCCACCACCACCACCGAGGCCACCACCAAGAAGAAGAAACCUUUCCACUGUAAACCAUGUCACUUUCAGGCUCAGAAUGAGCAGGAGUUUGUCGAACAUCUCAGCACUCACGGCAUUAGCAAGAUGAUGGUGGUGAAUCGGGUGGAAGGCAGGAGCAGGACCAAGGGCAGGGAGGGGGAAACAGCAGAGUCCCAGGUACCGGCAGGUGGGGAUGUGGAGAACAGCGGGGAGGCCGCAGUGACAGCAGGUGAUAUCAAAGGACUCAUCAGGUGUGAGCGAUGCGGCUACAACACCAACAGAUACGACCAUUACAUCGCCCAUCUGAAACAUCACAGCAAGGAGGGCGACGACCACAGGGUGUUUAAGUGCACUCUGUGUCCAUACACCACCGUCAGUCAGUACCACUGGAGGAAACACCUGAGGAAUCACUUUCCCAGCAAACUGCACACCUGCAGUCAGUGCUCCUACUUCUCUGACCGCAAGAGCAACUACAUCCAACACAUCAGGACACACACAGGUGUUCGUCCUUUCCAGUGUCUGUACUGUGACUACUCCAGUUCACAGAAGACCCACCUGACCCGACACAUGAGGACUCACUCCGGAGAGCGUCCUUUCAAGUGUGAGAGUUGUAAUUACCUGGCAGCCAACCAGCAUGAGGUGACCCGCCAUGCCCGGCAGGUCCACAAUGGCCCCAAACCUCUCUCCUGCCCAUACUGCGAGUACAAGACUGCAGACCGCAGCAACUUCAAGAAGCAUGUUGAACUCCACCUUAACCCUCGUCAGUUCCUCUGCCCUCUCUGCAAGUAUGCCGCCUCCAAGAAAUGUAACCUGCAGUACCACAUCAAGUCCAGGCACUCCGGCUGCAACGUCUCCAUGGACAUCUCCAAGGUCAAACUGCGUGUCAAAAAACCUGGUCCUGAUGGCACAGAGGAAAACUCCAGAGCAAACAAGAGUGACAAUUCAUCCAAUGUCGAGGACUUCGACAUGGACGAGGACAGUGGUGACGCGGACGAGGGUAUGGAAGCAAGUCCAAUCAAUCUGUCAAUCAGAAAGAGCAGCCGGCCCAGCAUCAGCCAGCCAUUGCACAGUGAAGUGCCUGACAAAAUUCAGAAGAAAGCCAAUGUCACUUCAGAGAAGGAAAAAAUACCAAAAGCGAAGGAACCAGAGAAAAAGGUCACAACAAGGCAAAAGAAGGUUGAAAAGGUCAAGGAGAAUCUCCUGGAGAAUGCACCUGUUAAAGAAAUCCAAACAGAGACAGUGACACCUGCUGUAAAUCCAGCCAACAAGGCAAAGAGACGAGUCAAGAAACACCCGGCAGAGAAAACAACUGCCCGCAAUCAAGUGGAAGUAACUGAAUCCGAAGACCAAAUGCAGCAACCCGAUCAACAAAGAUCGGAGGAGGAAAGAGAGGAGAGGCAAAAAGCUGAGAACAAGGAAGCAAAGUUGCAGCUGGAGAAUGGGAAAGAACAUCAAAAGAAUGAUGUCAGUGGAAAAGAGAACAAAAGCCUCAGUAAGCUCAGGAAGUCUGGAUUGAAGAAGUCAGAAAAAAUACCAGAACAUGUUGAGGAAGCUCCGCAGAAACUGGAGAGCUCUGAGAAAAUUCAAAAAGAAAAAGUGGUCAAAGAAAAACCUGCAAAGAGGAAAGCAGCAGAGGCCCUUGAUCUUUCUAGAAAAUCCUCGUCUGAGACUCCAUCCAAAACCAGGCGACCAAAAGCCACUACUGCAGAGAUGCUGCAGUUGAAACCCACUUCAGAAAAUACUCAAAAGAUAAACGACACUACUCAGAUGCCACACAGGUCCAGUGGGACAACCCCCGUGAAGCAGAAGAAGACCAGGAGCACCAGCAAGAAAGCCACAGGCCUUCAGCAAGCCGUGGUUCCGGUUAAAGACAAGAAAGCUUCCAUCAACAGUUCACCCACAGACACUCCAGAAGAAUCCUCUCAGCCAGACAACCCAAAACUAACCAUAAUCCCAGAGUUCCAACCGACUGAAAACAGUUCGGCACAGAAGAAUCCUUCUACGGAUCAAACAACUCCAGUAGUACCAGAAAAGGUUCCGAACAAACCCCCAGAAAAGAUGGAAGUUUCACCCACCUGCAGCUCAGGUGAGGACACUCCAUCUCCAGCUGAAGACUGCCCUCCUCCAACUUUUCUUAAACCCACAUCUCCACCUCCUCUGGUGCUUCCAGGCCAGCGCAGCAAACCCACUGAUCCAGAGGACGAUGAGGGCAUCCACAGCAGCCAUGAAGGGGGAAGUGACAUCAGUGACAGUGCCUCUGAAGGCAGCGACGACUCUGGCCUCAAUGGCAAUGGCGCCGGGUCAGGUAAGAUGGCCAACGACCCUGAAACGCCCACUGAAGAGAUCCCAACACCGACUGAGCUGAAGAGUCACUUGUGCAUCUUCUGUGACCGUACAUUCCCUUUGGAGAUGGAGUAUCGCCGCCACCUGAACCGCCAUCUCGUCAACGUCUACUACAUGGAUAACACAAACAAAGGACAGAAAUAGGGAUCUGUAUCCAUGCAGCACAGUAUGCGUACAUCUCGUUGCAUAAGCUUUGGAUUCUGGCGCUCAGUCUCUAACACGUUAGCUGAUUAUUACCAACUGUCUCUUGAUACUGGUGGUCCAUAUCAAUACACAAGUGCCUGUACUCUAAGGGACGGUUAUAUAAACUCUCUGUAGUCCUCAUAAGAAGGAGGUCUAAGCACCAGCACUAUCAGUGUUUUGUGAAAGAUGCUAAGCUCACUUUUUCCAGCUGAGUUUGAGAGACCAAAUUGAGGUCAAAAUAGCUUUUUGGAACCUUUCAGUUGCUGAUUUUUAUUGUUCUUUUUGCAGCUGUAUGAGUUUGAUCUUUUGAUUGAACAGUGUCAGUUUUGGAAAACUCUUUUAUCUCACCAAUAGAAUUUCCAGGUCACACCAAAUUUGGUACAUGAAGCCUUGAUCCACUGCACCUUUUUUUGUUAAAUGUCUUCCCAUUUUGUCUAAAUCUGACAUCAACUGGAGUUAUUACACAGUUUUAGUAUUAGCGCACCAAUGGAUGAUGUCAGAUGUCACCAGAUCUGAUAUUCUGAUCUAAAAUGCUCUUCUCAAUUGUUGAACUAGUGAAAAUCUGAUGAUGUUGCCAGUUUUCUUGUGUUGCCAUCUAGUGUCCUUCCAGAGAACAGUCCUCAGGUUCUGUUUGGUUCAAGGACUCAAGUAAACCUGCAUGCAGGUCUGGUUUUAUCAGGUCUGCUUUGCUAAGUGGCAGCUCUCUAAUGUCCAGCCUGUGUAUCAGGAAUUGAUCAUGUUCUUACAUAAAACAAAACGUUUUAUUCAUAAAGUUUUUUUAUUCAGAUCAAACAAACCUUCUGUUCUGUUGACUUUAUGACUUUGUGUACUACAUGUAGGUGGACGUUUUUUCUUUCUUGUGUAGACCAUUUUUGUCAGUCAAAAGAAUCAAAGAUUUCAUGACCACAGAUCUUUCAGCAGGAUGUUGACUUCAUUUCGUUUAAUUUCAUGCCACUUCUGAAAAUGUUUAAACUAAGGGUGCUCUUGUCACAGAUAAACAACAUUGUGUUUUUACUUCAUCAUCAUCUGUGGUUAUUGGCGUAAUGAAACGCCACUGAAAUGGUGAGGAAAUAUAAAGAAUCUGUAAAGAACAGAAUUAAUAAAAAAUAAAUAGGACACAGAAUUUAGUAAGGCAGAAUUUGGUUGGUCACUGGUCACUGCUUGUAUCUGCUUACUUUCAUCCCUGACACAAGUUUGGUCAAAUGUACAAAUUCAAAAGUACAUUUACUUCCAAAAUCCACUCAGCCGAAGUACUUCAGUACAUGUACGUACUGUUAACUGAUUGAUCGGAGCACCCUUAGUUCACACUGUCUAACAUGACUGGGUGUAAGGCAGUCAGUCAGGAACCUUUCACUCUGUCACAAACUGCUGGGGUUGUUGUAAUGUACUGUGUGUAGUUCAAAAGGUGGUUUGUCCAAAUACUCAUUUUUAUGACAAGUUGCUUUCCCAUUUUUAAAAACAUUCAGUGCUUUUGACAAUCAGUUUUAUCUUUUAUCUUUGAGAGUAACUGGUGAAGUGAAAGUUGUUCUGAUAGAUUUUGUUUGUUUUUGGAUGGAUAGUUGAAGAAGUGCACGUUUGUCUUACAAGUAGACGAUCGCCUGUUUGGUUUCUGUGCUGUAAUGUGGCUUUAUAGAAACGUUUUCCUGGCAACAUGUACAGUGUGAAUAUUUGUUGACUUUCAACUCUGACACCAUUCAUGCACAGUGGGGACACUGUAUCUGAUCGGUUAAACCUGACUAUUGUAAUCCAUCACAUUUUAUUUCUUCAUUCCAAAUUUAGAACCACAUUUUCUGUGCUGACAGACCAUCAGUCUAAACGUACUGGUGUUUCUGGUUUGUUUCCUUGUAAAUAAUUCUGUGCAAUAUUCCUUUUAGUUGAAAAGCCAAAGUGUAAGUGGAGCUUGUGUGUGUGUGUGUGUGUGUGUGUGUGUGUGUGUGUGUGAAGCACUCAUGUUGAUGUUCCUGAGUCUGAUCUGUUUCUGCUGUCCACCAGCAGGACAUGAAAAGAAAUUAAACACUGGGAAUCAGUGCGUCAUAAGUUUGAACAACAAAAAAAAAAAUUGCCAAAACAUAAUUGUGAGAACAUCAGACGUUUAUAUUUUCAUGGCAGUAACAUCCUUCCAUUGUUUUCUAUGUGCUUAUAUACUAUUGUAUUGUAUGUUAAUGUGUAUCUGUAACCACAAUGCAGUGACAUAAAUUAGGUAAACAUUAAAGCAUAAAAAUGG